UAGCACAAAAAUGGAAAAAAAAAAAAAAAUUUGUAUCUUGAUUCUUCUGUAGCAUUAUUAGGGGCUAUGUUGUAUGGGUUCCAGGAGAAAAUGUUAUUAAUGGGUUUUUUCUUUUUGUUUUGAAGAACCUAACCAUUGUAUCUGUAUGGAUUUAAAGCGUCAGCAAUUUUGGACAAGGUCAACAGUUUGUCAAAAGUGUGGUGACUGUGGCUAUGUCGAGGCUCUGACUUACUGCAGUAUUUGCCGGGUUAGUGCUGAACAUCGUUACUGCUUUGAUUCAUUACCAAAGGUACUGAAUGAAGAUAUUGUUUGGGUUUGCCAAGAUUGUAGUUCUAGUGUUUGUGAAAGUUCUAGUCCUGUCAACUCUCGCCUUACCCCAGAGGUGAACAAUGCAAAUCUACACUUCAAGACUCAAGCCAUUCAAUCUAAACCUAAAAGGUUACCCAUUGAAGUUGAAAAAGGAUUCAAAGGGACUCAUUCCUUGCAAUCUGAAGAAGUAUGCGGAGUAUUUGAGCUUACCAAAUCUGUUCUACUGGAUGAAGAGAAUAGUUUGCCACUCAAGGAACCUCAGCAUAACUUGUAUGUCCCUGCACAGCCGAUUCUUGAUCCUAUUUGGAGGGGAAGUAUGAUUAUCCAAAACAGAAAUUGGACAUUGGAUGGACUAGUGGCUCAUUUAUCAACCCUAGCAUGCCUGAACGUUAGCAAUGCAACAAGCUCGUUGCCUGACUCGCUUCCCUUGGAAAUUCUUCCCAGACUACUUGUGUGGCCUUUAAAGUUUGGCAGUACAACACCACAAGAUGGUGAUAUUGGACUUUACUUCUUUCCAGAAAAAGAGAGUGAUGAGAAAGCUUUUGAUAAGCUGUUAGAUGAUAUGAUCUUGAAAGACCUUGCAGUGAAAGCUUCAUUUGACAAUGCUGAUCUUUUGAUCUUCACUUCUCGUCAGCUACCUUUGCAACACUGGAGAUUUCAAAGAAAGUAUUUUUUGUGGGGUUUGUUUAGCAGAGAGAAGUUGUCCAAAUCAGCCCGAAAAGUAUUUCCUUGUUCAGGAUAGUUUCUUCUUCUCUUACUUUCAAACUCCAGAAUAUUAUGUGUGCAAUGGAAAGCAUAUAUAUAUGCCUCAUUAAAUGAUUAAAAAAAAUGUAAUUUCUUUGAUGUAAGUGUUAGCUCUAGGUAUUUACUGAUGUCUUUAUAUAUUCUAUUAGAUGCUAUUGGUUGGUCAAGCCGAUAUAUGGUUCCUUCUAAAGCCAGCAGGGAUUCCAAAACCUGUACGGUUGAACUCUUUUAG
Molecule: messenger RNA, 1285 nt
Organism: Rubroshorea leprosula
Lineage: Eukaryota; Viridiplantae; Streptophyta; Magnoliopsida; Malvales; Dipterocarpaceae
Source: the annotation of a GenBank genome assembly